AUGGCGGAAAAAUUCAAGGAUUUUCGGAUUCUCUCAACUACAUACAAGACGGUUGGAGAGCAUCCACUACAAGUCAACGUUCUGAUACCUCGAGCAUUGACAGAGGGUGACUGUCCAGUCAUUCUUCGCUUCCAUGGAGGCGGUUUUGUUACUGGAGACUCUCUACACCCCGAUUGGUUUCCCACUUUCCAGGUCGAAUUAGCUUUGAAGCAUAAUGCUAUAGUCGUCACUCCCAACUACCGGCUUCUGCCCGAGUCGAAUGGCGCCGACAUCAUGCAAGACAUGGACGACUUCUGGACAUGGGUCACGCGCGAGCUCGUGACUUUUGUCCAGGGCCAGUGUCCCAAGGUGAGGCCGAAUUUGGACCAACUUAUGACUGCGGGUGAAAGCGCAGGUGGUUACCUCAGCAUUCAGGUCGCCAUGGACCACCCCAAAGAAAUCAAGGCCUGCACCGCCGAGUUUCCGUCUCUUCAAUUGGAGUCGAGCAACUUUACCGAGCCCAGCGCGGAUAUCAAAUUUCCGCUGGCCAUUGUUGAAAGUCACGUGGCAUCCAUGACAGGAGGCCAAGUCGUCUCAUCUGAUCCGUCCAUUUCGAGAUUCCCUCUAAUCAUGUCCAUGACCGACAAUGGUGUGUUCCUUGACUACUUUGGUCGCGACGAGCGACUCCUUCCCUUUCAACGCGUGGAGAAGGGGGGCGAGAUACCGCCGCUCUUCAUUAUUCAUGGAGACGAUGAUGAAAUCGUUCCAGUCGAGGGCAGCAAGGCAUUUGUCAGUCUAUUGCAAGACAAACGACCUGGGUGUGCGGUUAAGCUCUCGACGGCACCUGGCGGUCACGGAUUGUGCGAGACCUGGCACAUGGACCAUCCUGCACUAGAAGGGGGUUUGAACUUUGCCAUCACUUCCUGGCUCAGCUAG
Molecule: messenger RNA, 915 nt
Organism: Pestalotiopsis fici W106-1
Lineage: Eukaryota; Fungi; Ascomycota; Sordariomycetes; Amphisphaeriales; Sporocadaceae
Exons: 3
Coding region: 1-915 (304 amino acids)
Source: RefSeq, a predicted model, not a curated record